Messenger RNA from Ahaetulla prasina, 2610 nucleotides. It is a transcript of the gene MYLIP, whose product is annotated as myosin regulatory light chain interacting protein. The record is from RefSeq and is a predicted model, not a curated record. Gene Ontology annotation, cellular component: cytoskeleton. The coding region runs from base 122 to 1462 and encodes 446 amino acids. Gene Ontology annotation, molecular function: ubiquitin-protein transferase activity; cytoskeletal protein binding. Gene Ontology annotation, biological process: ubiquitin-dependent protein catabolic process. The transcript is spliced from 7 exons. Lineage: Eukaryota; Metazoa; Chordata; Lepidosauria; Squamata; Colubridae.
UUUUCGCCGGCGAACCUCAGAGCAGUGGAAAGACUUUUUUAAGGGUUGCGGGGAGCACGUUAGCGGGGACCGAGACGGCAAACAGGGACUCUGGGGUGCGUCUUGGCGACGAGAGGCGGCCAUGCUGUGCUAUGUGACCAGGCCGGAUGCGGUGGUGAUGGAAGUAGAGGUGGAGGCCAAAGCCAAUGGCGAAGACUGCCUGAACCAGGUUUGCAGGCGACUGGGGAUUAUAGAAGUUGAUUACUUCGGACUUCAGUUUACGGGAAGCAAGGGAGAGAACUUGUGGCUGAAUUUGAGAAAUAGAAUAUCCCAACAGAUGGAUGGCUUGCCUCCUUACAGAUUGAAACUACGGGUCAAGUUCUUUGUGGAGCCACAUCUGAUCUUGCAGGAGCAGACAAGGCAUAUGUUUUUCCUGCAUAUAGAGGAGGACCUUCUGGCUGGUAAUCUACAGUGUUCUUCUGAACGUGCUGUUGAAUUAAGUGCUUUGCUUGCCCAGUUGAAGUUUGGUGAUUAUAAUCAGAAUACUGCCAAAUAUCACUACGAAGAGUUCUGUAUGAAAGAACUUACCUCUUCUACUUUGGACAGUAUUAUUGCAAAACAUAAGGAUCUUGACGGUCUCAGCCAAGUUUCAGCUGAAUAUCAGGUUUUACAGAUUGUAUCAACACUAGAGAACUAUGGAGUAGAAUGGCAUUCGGUUAGAGACAGUGAGGGGCAAAAACUUUUUAUUGGAGUUGGCCCUGAAGGUAUUUCCAGAUGUACAGAUGACUUCAGUCCCAUCAACAGGAUUGCAUAUUCAGUUGUUCAGAUGGCUACACAGUCUGGGAAGAAUGUAUACUUAACUGUCACUAAAGAAUCAGGAAACAGCAUUGUUCAUCUUUUCAAGAUGAUCAGCACCAGAGCAGCUAGUGGACUAUACAGAGCAAUAACAGAAACACAUGCAUUUUACAGGUGUGAUACUGUUACUAGCGCUGUCAUGAUGCAAUAUAGCCGAGACCUAAAGGGCCACUUAGCAUCCUUGUUCCUGACAGAAAAUAUUAAUCUUGGGAAAAAGUAUGUAUUUGACAUUAAGCGGACAUCUAAGGAAGCUUAUGAUCAUGCAAGACGAGCUCUUUACAAUGCUGGCAUUGUGGAUCUAGUUUCAAGUAAUGACCAAAGCCCCCCCAGUUCUCCUCUUAAAUCAUCAGAAAACAGUAUGAACUGUAACAACAAUUGUGAGGGACUCAACUGUCAGCAAAUGAAAGCUCUUCAGGAAAAACUACGGAAGUUUAAGGAGUCUCUGCUGUGUAUGGCAUGCUGCGAAGAAGAAAUAAAUUCAACAUUUUGUCCAUGUGGCCACACUGUGUGCUGUGAGACAUGUGCCAUACAGUUACAAGUGUGUCCAGUCUGCAGAUCUGAAAUAGAACAUGUGCAACAUGUAUAUUUGCCUACCCACACCAGCUUGCUUAAUUUGACUCUAAUAUGACCUCUGUGUUACUGUGUUACUUUAUUAACUAAUCCAUACUUCCAAAGUACUGCACUAAAGUUCCAACUCCACCGAUAAAAAAGAACUAUCACUUCUGCAUUUGCCAGCAAUUACUGGAAGGACCAUGACAAAACUGGGAAAGGGAGAAUAUGAACAAGCUCUUAUUAGAAUAAAUUUUAGAGGAUAUACUGUGAAUAAUUUGUAGACAAACUUGUGUUAUUUGAAACAGCAUUAUUAAUAAAUUAACAAUAUUCUGAGAGAAAAGAUGAAAAUUUAGUCUGCAGUAUCCAGCAGUAACUCAGUUUUAUGCAUUUUAUUAAAAUUGUUUUAAAAAUUACUUUAGCAUGAUCAUUCCCAAUUAUCUUUUAGAAAGACUAGUUUUUAAUGUGUACAUCUAUUGUAGUAUAAUUUCGUUUCUGCUUUUGAUUUACUGAAAUAAGAAACUUAUUUUUAAAUUUGUGCACUUAAGAAAUUAAGAUUGCAAAGCUUUAAGCAAAUAGCUGGGUUUAUUCAGCAUCUCUUGCAAUCAGAUUACUUGCAAAAUUUAUUAUCAAUUUUUGAGUCAAUCAGCCGCUUGUUGGGUACCUAAGAAAAUGUGGAUAAAACACUUAAAAUGUAACUUUGAUUUUCUAAAGGUUUUCUGUCCUUAGAAAACUCAGCUGUUGUUUCUGUUCAUAUGCCUUAUGUUUGGAGAAAUGUUCCUCAAAUUCUAUAAUCUUAGUGUUUCCUUAAAAUGCAGUUGUGUUAAAUUUCUUAAAACCAUCUGCCACAAUCCCUGUUUUCCCUAAGCAUUUUGGAUUUUGGUCAACUAGUGAAUGCCACAGAAUACUGAAAGCUAGAUGAUCAUGUGCAAUACUAGCUGAAAUGAAAGCUAGAAAAGUCACUUUACUGCGACUUUCUAAAUAUACUUUUCAUAUUGCCUUAAUGUAGCAGUAAUAUGUGUAUGCAUUUGUUUCUUUGCACAGACAUUUUGUCAAAUAUCAAAACUACUUUUUUAUAGCACAUUAGCAUAUAAAUCUUGUUCCCAGAAAGAUAUUUAUUUUUUCACUUUGUAAAAAUGUUUUGUUUCCACAUGAAGUAAGAGCUCCUCUAUGAUAGAAAACUUCUCUUUUUUAUAUAUUCAGGUUAAUAAAGGACUUUUAAAAUAG